AUGCCAGCCAACAACAUCGGCAGGGCGAGAAAAUUCUCAUUAUUCACCCAAUUACCAGUGGAACUCCAGGACUACAUAUGGGACAUCGCAGCACAACCGUUCUCUGGCAAUGGGCAGCUGCAUACAUUCUUCGCAGCUGAUCAUUAUUGCAAGCAGGAUACAGAGGCCUUACGAGUCGGCAGUGAUCCCCUGCUGUUUGGCCCUGGAGGAACUGUGAAGAAGACAUCGUUCAAUCUGCUUGUGCCAUGGGACGACUCAGACGGCCAUUCCAACACCUCCGCAUACAACGCAAUCCGCGGGCUGUGGACAGCCUGUCGGGCAUCUCGCAAGGCUCUUGAGCGCCAACGUCCAAAGAACGAGUGGUGGUCGGAUAUUCCAGGACCAGAGUCAGAAUGUCCUCGUAAUGCUGGGCCGGGCGAAUAUCUAGGCCAUCCAAACGCCUCACACACUGCUUCGUAUAUCGAUCGAGAAGACAACGUCAACCACAUCACAAUAUGGCCGGAGAAAGAUGUAGUCCAUCUCGCUAUUCCCCCUGGACGUGACCUAGUCGAUUGGUUCUACCACUAUGCCGGUGAUCAUGUCCCCCUGCUAGAUGAGAGAUACACAGCAAAAGAUUCAGAGGCCCGCCCAAGCUUUGUGGGCAUGAACGUCGCGCUUGACUUUGAGCCAAAGUGGUUCACUUGGCCCCCGGCCUAUCUUGCUGAUACCCUUGAGGUAUUCCACUAUAAUACAGGGCGACAGGUGUGGUUUAUCGACCGCCGACUGCGGCGACGUCAGCCAGUUUGCGAUUGGCCUGGUGAUUUGCAGACAUUCUACUCCUGUGGCUACAUCUUCACUGAAGUUCGCGAGAGUCAGCAACGCUUGUGGGAGAUGGAAGGCGAGUCCCCCGGUCCGUCUAUCUUUCAAUUCUUUGGUCUCAUGACACGAGAACACGACCGUCUAGAGAUAAAUGGGUCUAUAAGACUGGGAGUCCUGGCACGCGAACCAGAUCCCAGAUGGUAG
This is a messenger RNA of Aspergillus puulaauensis, 1002 nucleotides long. RefSeq lists its product as uncharacterized. Bases 1 to 1002 code for a protein of 333 amino acids. The record is from RefSeq and is a predicted model, not a curated record. Lineage: Eukaryota; Fungi; Ascomycota; Eurotiomycetes; Eurotiales; Aspergillaceae. The transcript has a single exon.